AUGUCCUCCUCACCACCAUCCACACGAUCCUGUCCUCCCUCCACUAGACGUCCCAGGCGCACCAUGUCCGGAGAAGGUAUGGCGGCCGUCAGACAAAAGUCGCGCCCAUCUCUGGUUGCCAUGUUCCAACGACCCCACACAGAGCCUUCGCCAAGUCGUUCCUCGUUUCGCCGUGCUUCGAGUAUGCGAAUGAUGUUCGGUGGACGCAACAAUAAUAACGACAACAACAACAGUGAACAACAGGACCAAAGCUCCAUGGAGCUCCAUCUGGAAGACCUCAGCAACAGCAGUAGCAGCAACAUCAACAACCAGUCUUUCUCUUCGUUGCACGGCAGCAGCAGUAGCAAUCUUGGAGAAUCCUCCUGCUCCUCCCGCCCAGAGAGACGUCGUCGUCGCCCCAAACGAUCCGUCAGUGGACCCGUCCACCGAUUGCCCAGUCGCUCCAAGUCGGGCAGUUUCAUGAUGUCGCCCUUUGGAAAGAAUGACGCCGAUACCAAGGCCAUGGACGAACUGGAUGUCUUGACCCGAGAGCUGGAACGCAUGGCCAGUGCUCUGGAACGAGUGGAUUGUCCCGAGAAGAUCCUGCUCAAGCACAUGGCCAAGCAAAACGCUGCAUUCAAUGUGGCGGCAUGA
Messenger RNA from Seminavis robusta, 633 nucleotides. NCBI's taxonomy places the organism in Eukaryota, Bacillariophyta, Bacillariophyceae, Naviculales, Naviculaceae. The record is from the annotation of a GenBank genome assembly.